AUGGUGUCGUUUGCAGCUGUGAGAAAAAAACACGAGAAAACAGUAGAUAAAAGAGAAGUUCUUGUAUCAACAGAGAUUCCUGUCGAAUAUAUUGAUCCUGCUGCCAUAGAUCUCACUUCUUUAGUCAACAAGUUACUCAACACAACACAAAUGGGUUCCCAGCAACUUUUCUCCUUGCUGAGUGUCACCUCUCACAGCUCUCUGGCUCUCCACAAGCUCACCAUACUCGUCUACAACAUUUCAAAUUCCAGGACUAUUGAGACCACCCUGUUUCCACUGAGGUACUGCUACUGUCUGAGCAACAAGUCGAGCGAUUUGACAGAUUUCACCGCCAUACUUCUGGACGUCAUGGGAAACUCCACGAGCUACCUUCACGAAAUUUUCAAAUCCAGCUCCAUCUUGUCAGUGAGUCAGCGCAACGACUCGGACUGCAUAUAUAUCUGUGUGAUGGCUGGGAAAACUGACAGAGAGCUGCUGCCACUUUGGGAGACGGAAUCCGCCAAGCCCCUUUUCAAUCAGACCAUCACGGCCAGUGUUCACAGAGAGUGGUACCGUCUGCCGACGAGUUCUAGUACCUCCUGGCUGCCCAAACCCAGCGUGGUGGAGACCACCAGGGUCCCUCCAACAUCUGGAUCCAAUCCGGCAGACAGUACAACAUCCCGCCCUUCCACCACUGAACGCGGAACAGUGGGCUCCUCUUCCACAGCAUCGCGCACAGUGAGCCUCGCCGCCUCUGCAGAGAGCAUCCUCAAGGACGCAGGCUGUCCGUGGAAGAGGCUUGUGUUUGCGGGAACAGGGGCCGAAAUCGCACGACCCACCGCAGCCACGGCCACCGGUGCCUUGAGCACCACCAUCAGCGAGCCCAAGCUACAGCCCUGCGUACUGGAGCUCUGCAAGUUCUUCUCCCAGUGCCUUUGUCGGGGCUACGCCAAGGCUGGCACGGUGAGCUACUGUGUUGACAACCACCCGUGGUAUGUGCAGUACACUUCAGAGGUUUGCAGAAGGGUGAAGAGAGUCUCCUUUUCGAAAAGUCUGAAACAGAAGUGUCUGGCCGGAAUGUGUGCAAAGCCGUGA
This is a messenger RNA of Scleropages formosus (Asian bonytongue), 1074 nucleotides long. It is a transcript of the gene hhla1, whose product is annotated as HHLA1 neighbor of OC90. The record is from RefSeq and is a predicted model, not a curated record. The transcript is spliced from 12 exons. Bases 1 to 1074 code for a protein of 357 amino acids. NCBI's taxonomy places the organism in Eukaryota, Metazoa, Chordata, Actinopteri, Osteoglossiformes, Osteoglossidae.